ACAUUCUGUCUUGGAGUCUUGGUGUGUGGGGAAUCAGACAUCCAUGGAGCUCACAACAGCACUGAGUCAGUUCACAGACAAUUACUUCAAUCAGACCAAUAAGAAUCACUCAAUGGAGGCUUGUUCCCGAGACAGCGCUCUGAAGAUGACAGUGUUUCCCAUUCUGUACACCAUUCUCUUCAUCCUGGGCUUCUCUCUGAAUAGUCUGGCAGCAUGGGUGUUCCUACGAAUCCCCAGCAAAUCACACUUCAUCAUCUACCUGAAAAACAUUGUGGUGGCCGAUAUCAUCAUGACGCUCACCUUCCCCUUCAAGAUCCUUGCAGACUCAAACUUAGCAUCGGUCAGCGAGCGUGUUUUCGUCUGUCGUGUGUCGUCCGUGCUCUUUUACCUCACAAUGUACAUCAGCAUCCUGUUCUUUGGCUUGAUCAGUAUCGACCGCUGUAGAAAGACCAUGUGGCCCUUUGUAGGCACCAGCCCUAGACGCCUAUUCCACAGAAAGCUUCUCUCUGGCUUCAUCUGGAUGUCACUGUUGGCUCUUUCAUUACCCAACGUCAUCCUAACUAGCCGUCCGAACAUUUCAGCUCACUUUAAGUGUAGCGAUCUAAAGACAAAGUUGGGACUGCAGUGGCACGAAGUUGUCAACCACAUCUGCCAGGUGAUAUUCUGGGGAAAUCUAGUAACUGUGAUAAUAUGUUACACACUCAUCUCAAAGGAGCUCUACAAGUCAUACGCCCGGACGCGAGCUCAACACAUGGUGACACAAGGAAACCCAAGAAGAGCUAUUUCUCAGAUGAAACAGCCAAACAAGAAAAACAUACAGGCCAAUGUGUUUCUGGUGUUGGCGGUCUUCUUCAUUUGCUUUGUACCCUUUCACUUCGCCCGAGUUCCAUACACUAUCAGUCAGACGCGUGGACGCAUGUUUAACUGCCCGCAGAAGUUAUUUUUCUUCCAGUUGAAGGAGAGCACACUGUGGCUUUCCUCGCUUAAUUCAGUGCUCGAUCCACUCAUUUACUUCUUCCUCUGUAAGUCCUUCAGGAGCUCCCUGUUUAACACCCUGCGUCUUUCUCCUGGACGCUGCAGGGCAUUGCGGGAGCUUGGGACAGAUACACCGCUGGGCAGCACACAGCCAUAAUGGAGAAAUUACUGUGACAAUGAGUAAAUUACAUUUAUAUAAAAGUACCAAAAAGUGCAGUGUUGCUACCAUGAUUUUUUAGCUUGGUAAUAUUGUACUACAAAGGUGUUUUGUUUAUGUACUAUGGUAAUAUCAUGUUUUUUUGACACAUAUAAUUUGAAUACCAUGGUAUUAAUGUCUUAUACUAUAACCGUGCCAUAGUUCCAACUAGGGGUUGCAUGACUACUGGUUUUUUAAUAGUCAACUAGUAAAACCCACAAGUUGAGUCAAGUUUAACUUGUCAUGAUGUCAUUCCACAAAUGCAGAUCUGACCAAUUCUUUUGUUGACAAGUGAAAACUGUUCCGUUGAUCUGUUUCUCACACAAAGCAAUCAUAUUGCUUUAGAAGACAUUAAUUUAAUCACUGGAGUCCCAUGUAUUACUUUUACUAUGAUUGCAUGAGCUUUUUGAAGCAUUAAAGAUCUGA
Xyrauchen texanus (razorback sucker) is the source of this 1597-nucleotide messenger RNA. It is a transcript of the gene p2ry12, whose product is annotated as purinergic receptor P2Y12. Gene Ontology annotation, biological process: G protein-coupled receptor signaling pathway. The transcript has 2 exons. Gene Ontology annotation, molecular function: G protein-coupled purinergic nucleotide receptor activity. Gene Ontology annotation, cellular component: membrane. Bases 44 to 1132 code for a protein of 362 amino acids. The record is from RefSeq and is a predicted model, not a curated record. NCBI's taxonomy places the organism in Eukaryota, Metazoa, Chordata, Actinopteri, Cypriniformes, Catostomidae.